Messenger RNA from Thlaspi arvense, 3108 nucleotides. NCBI's taxonomy places the organism in Eukaryota, Viridiplantae, Streptophyta, Magnoliopsida, Brassicales, Brassicaceae. The record is from the annotation of a GenBank genome assembly.
AUUUAAUGAGAAAUUUACUCCUCCAUUUAUUGCAAAGGGAAAGAAACUCAGAAAGAAAAAAAAAACUUAGAGAGAGAGAUAGAGAGUGAGAAAGCUCCAAAAUCUCUAGUCUAGAGAGAUUUUUUCUUGGCUUUUUUUCUUUUCUUUCAUUUUUCUUGAAGCUAAAGAAGCAAGUGAUGUUGACGAUAGGAGAAGGAAAUGUGAUGACUUCACCUCCGCCGCCGCCUUCUUCCUCUCCGGCAACAAUCCAAAACCCUAAUUUUAAUUUCAUCCCUUUCAACUCCUUUUCCUCCAUUAUCCCGAAGGAGGAGCAUGGGAUGAUGAGUAUGAUGAUGAUGAUGGGAGAUGGAACAGUAGAGGAAAUGAUGGAAAACGGGUCGGUGGGUGGGUCAUUCGGGUCGGGAAGUGAACAAGCAGAAGAUCCAAAGUCCGGGAACGAAUUUGAUGUCAAUGAACUUCAAGACGAUGAACAACCUCCUCCUGCUAAGAAGAAACGUUACCACAGACAUACUAAUCGUCAGAUCCAAGAAAUGGAAGCAUUGUUUAAAGAAAACCCUCAUCCAGAUGACAAACAAAGAAAGAGAUUAAGUCAGGACCUUGGUCUCAAGCCUCGACAAGUCAAGUUUUGGUUCCAAAACAGGCGUACCCAAAUGAAGGCACAACAAGACAGAGCAGAAAAUGUGAUGUUAAGGGCAGAGAACGAUAACCUUAAGUCGGAGAAUUCUCAUCUUCAGGAGGAACUACGGUGCCUCUCGUGCCCUACUUGCGGCGGCCCCACCGUCCUCGGCGACAUUCCUUUCAACGAACUCCACAUUGAGAACUGUCGCCUCCGUGAAGAGCUUGAUCGUCUAUGCUCCAUUGCUUCAAGAUACACUGGACGUCCGAUGCAAUCCAUGCCAUCAUCUCAGCCGUUGAUCAAUCCUCCUCAGGAGCUUCCACAACAUCAUCAACCUUCAUUGGAGCUAGACAUGAGCGUAUACGCUGGAAACUUUCCAGAACAUCCUUGUCCAGACAUGAUGUUGCUUCCUCAACAAGGCACUGCUUGUUUCUUCCCAGAUCAAACUAACAACAACAACAACAACAUGUUACUUGCUGAUGAAGAAAAGGUUAUCGCUAUGGAGUUCGCUGUCUCUUGCGUCCAAGAACUUACUAAAAUGUGUAACACAGAAGAGCCUCUGUGGGUUAAGAACAAAUCCGACAAGAUCGGUAGCGAGGUUCUGUAUCUGAACGAGGAAGAGUACUUGAGGCUGUUCCCAUGGCCAAUAGAUCAGAAUCACAACAACAACAAAAGAGAUUUUCGUAGAGAAGCAUCCAAGGCAAACACAGUCGUUAUCAUGAACAGCAUUACGCUAGUUGACGCGUUUCUAAACGCUGAUAAGUGGUCGGAGAUGUUCUGCUCAAUUGUGGCUAGGGCCAAAACGCUUCAGAUAAUCUCAUCUGGAGUUUCUGGAGCUAGUGGUUCUCUUCUUCUGAUGUAUGCAGAGCUACAAGUACUAUCUCCACUGGUUCCAACUAGAGAAGCGUACUUUCUACGUUACGUGGAACAAAAUGCGGAAAACGGAAACUGGGCAAUCGUGGAUUUCCCGAUCGACAGCUUCCACGACCAGAUCCAGCCGUUGAAUACUAAUACUCCUCACGAGUACAAGAGAAAGCCAUCAGGCUGCAUCAUUCAAGACAUGCCUAAUGGAUACUCACAGGUCAAGUGGGUCGAGCACGUGGAAGUAGACGAGAGGCACCUGCACGAGACUUUCGCUGAGUAUGUGAAAAGCGGUAUGGCUUUUGGAGCUAACCGCUGGCUCCACGUGCUGGAGAGGCAAUGCGAGAGGAUGGCUAGUCUUAUGGCUAGAAACAUAACCGAUCUUGGAGUGAUUCGAUCUGCAGAAGCGAGGAGGAACAUGAUGAGGCUAUCACAGAGGAUGGUGAAAACUUUCUGUAUGAAUAUAAGCGCCUCGUACGGACAAUCUUGGACUGCUCUGUCUGAGACAACCAAGGACACUGUGAGAAUCACGACGAGGAAGAUGUGUGAGCCUGGCCAGCCUACUGGUGUUGUUCUUGCUGCUGUCUCAACCACUUGGCUUCCAUUUUCUCACCUUAAGGUCUUCGAUCUUAUCCGUGAUCAACAACACCACUCUCUGUUGGAGGCUUUGUACAAUGGGAAUUCACCUCAUGAAGUUGCUCAUAUCGCUAAUGGUUCACAUCCUGGAAAUUGCAUCUCUCUUCUACGAAUCAAUGUAGCGAGCAAUUCAUGGCAUAACGUGGAGCUGAUGCUUCAAGAGAGCUGCAUCGAUAACUCCGGCAGCUUGAUCGUCUACUCCUCCGUCGACGUCGACUCGAUCCAGCAAGCGAUGAACGGCGAGGAUCCCUCCGGUAUUCCUCUUUUGCCCCUCGGAUUCUCCGUCGUACCCGUGAAUCCACCGGAUCGUGUCGAUGGUAUUUCCGUCAAUUCGAUGCCGUCGUGCCUUCUCACCGUCGGGAUUCAGGUCUUGGCGAGCAACGUCCCAACCGCGAAACCCAAUCUCUCCUCCGUCACAACCAUCAACAACCACCUUUGCGCCGUCGUCAAUCAGAUCACUUCCGCUCUUACCAGCAGCAUUUCCCCGGCGAUCGAAUCUACCGCCGCCGUGUCCAAGCAUGAGUAGUGACCGAAUUACCCCUGAACCUCCUAGUCUUUUGAAUCUCAGAGUUGUACCGAGUCAGGGGUAUAAUGGUGAAUUCGGUCAUAUAUGAGGGAGGUUCUGAGGUGAUUCGGUUAUGGCUUCGAGGUUAUUUUGGUAAAUAACGUAGCAUAUAAGCCGUUUAUGUAAUUGUCAGUUCAUGGUAAGGGUAAAACAGGAAAUUAAGUUUAUGUUUUUAGCUGUUUUUGUUUUGGGAGGGUCAAAAAAUAGUAUUUAAGUUAAGACUUGAAGACGGAGGAAGUCAAGAGCGCACCAGGAAGUAGGUAUGUUGACUUUUGCUUUCUGAACCGGAUUAUCGGUCUAACCGGUUUUCGGAUAAUCAGAAAAGUGUAGCUGGUUCGGGUAUUGACUUUCUACUUGGUUUGACUCCUUUGAAAUAUUUUGGCUUAUUUGAAAUUAAUAUGUUUACCAUCUUUUUGGCUUUUCGUAUUUA